Molecule: messenger RNA, 904 nt
Organism: Owenia fusiformis
Lineage: Eukaryota; Metazoa; Annelida; Polychaeta; Sabellida; Oweniidae
Source: the annotation of a GenBank genome assembly
ACUUGUGAAGAAUAUUGAGAAUCUCUCCAAUAAAGCUGCCAACCAGAUUAUUACAUCAGCUAAGAUGCUGCUAAAUGAACAAGUGGAGAAUCUCCGUGCAGAGGCCGAUUUCUUGGUCACCAUGCCAACAGAUGUCAAUAAUGCUCAAAUAGGCGAAGACAAUAAAGCAAUCCUCAAUGAAACAAGUGAUAAUAUACAUUUACCAUAUACAAGUACUCAAUUAAGCCAAUCCCAGCUAUCGUAUGGUAGCAGUCAGGCAAGCGAAGCCAGUUUGCCUUAUGCAAGUAGUCAAAAUUUACUAUUUCCUGUUGAAUGAGUUGCAAUAGAUGGCUGCCAUAAUGUGCAGUCACCUGUCUUUGAGGAUCAGCCAGUACAGUGUAAUACUGUUUUGGAGUAUAAUGCCAUAUUGACACAUGUAAUAGUCAUGACACAUGACAGCAUCCUGAUAUUUAGAUGAAAACAGUCAUAUAAGAAAUAUACCAAAGAGCAGGUGUUAUAUCGACGAAUACAGACCGCAGGGGUAGGCACAACAGUCAAUAUGAAGGCCUCUUGAAAUAUAAUGCCAUAUUGACACAUAAUCCCAUCUCAAAUCAUGAUGACAUCUUCAAUCCUGAUGCUCAGAUGAACUGAAUCCAGUAAUUGUUAUUAUGGAUAGCAUUAGGAGCCUUGUUUAUGCCAAGUUAUAACAGUGAGAGAAUAAAGAGCAGAGGUGUAGCCAAGAUCCAAAAAUAGGCAAGACAUUUAAAUGGUGAGGCAAAAAAGACAAAGACGAUAUUAUUAUGUCACCACCAAAAAUGGUGACAUAUUGUUCGUCUCCAGCUUUUUUUGUGGAUGGCAGUCAGCGUCCAGUAGUCAGCGUCUGUAACAAAUGUCAGGUGGUGAGAUUUCGCAUCUUAAUGCUUUG